GGCAAAGAUGAGUUAUGCAAUUUUAGUGAAAUAAAGCCGCAUCAUAUGUGAUGAUGCUGGGUCGGUGCUGAAACUUUUAGCCGUGCGGACCAUUAAGAGCGGCAAUAGGCUCCCUGUUGGGUUUACUGUACCACGCUCACGCUGGUGUCGUCACACACUGGUGAUGUGCCUUUGAUUUCAGUAAACAAUUUGAUAGUGCUCCAGCGCCGCUCCAACCGUGUGCUCCUGUACACUGUGUCCCGACACAGGAUAAUGGUCAUUAUGAAAAGCUCGGGAGGAUUACAACUCGCCUUCAGAAUUUAUAAGCGAAGUCAUCACUCAGUUGGAAUUAUUGGAGCGCCUUUUUCAAAAGGACAACCGCGGGAUGGUGUGGAGAAAGGACCAGACCUCAUUCGCGCAGCCGGAUUGGUGGAGAAGCUUAAAGCGCAAGGCUGUGCGGUCAGAGACUAUGGCAACGUGACGUUUGAGGAGGUGGCCAACGAUGAGCCAAUAGGCAAUGUGAAGAGACCCAGAGCCGUGGGCAGCGCCAACCAACGUCUGUCUGCUGCCGUCCACGCUGUGAAAAAUGACGGACACACCUGUGUGAUGCUGGGAGGAGACCACAGUUUGGCAAUAGGCUCGAUCCAGGGGCAUGCAGCAGCUAAGAAGGACCUCAGUGUGGUAUGGGUGGACGCCCAUGCAGACAUCAACACACCCCUGACCUCCCCUACAGGCAAUAUCCACGGACAGCCCAUGUCCUACCUCAUCCACGAGCUGCAAUCCAAGAUUCCAGUUCUGCCAAAUUUCUCUUGGAUAAAGCCAUGCGUAUCAGCCAAAGACAUAGUCUACAUUGGCUUGAGAGACGUGGAUCCAGAGGAGCACCAUAUCCUGAAGCUACUGGGUAUCAAAGUUUACUCCAUGACUGAGGUGGAUCGCCUUGGAAUCGCCAAAGUGAUGGAGGAGACAUGUGACUACAUCUUCUCAAAGGUGAAGAAGCCCAUCCAUCUGAGCUAUGACAUCGACGCCCUGGACCCAUCAAUCUCCCCGGCCACAGGAACCCCAGUAGUGGGAGGGCUGACCUACAGGGAGGGAAUCUACAUCACAGAGCACAUCAGUCAGACAGGGCUGCUGUCUGCAGUGGACAUGGUGGAGGUGAACCCUAAGAGGGGCAGGACAGAUGAUGAGAUCAGCUCCACGGUCAACGCUGCAGUAGAUCUGAUACGUGGCUGCUUCGGAAAGCUUCGGGAGGGAAACCACCCUGCAGACUACAAGAUGCCCCUGCCUUGAGCUGCCAAGUACCACCAGAAUCUGCUGUUACGAUAAAGGGCCCUGGCCAUCAAACGCAAUCUUUUGUAUUAAAUCAUGGAGAUUAAAAUACUUUUUUCCCACAGAA
This is a messenger RNA of Oncorhynchus keta (chum salmon), 1372 nucleotides long. Its product is annotated as arginase-1-like. Gene Ontology annotation, cellular component: cytosol; cytoplasm; nucleus. The coding region runs from base 253 to 1266 and encodes 337 amino acids. Gene Ontology annotation, molecular function: arginase activity; manganese ion binding. The transcript is spliced from 8 exons. NCBI's taxonomy places the organism in Eukaryota, Metazoa, Chordata, Actinopteri, Salmoniformes, Salmonidae. The record is from RefSeq and is a predicted model, not a curated record.